This is a messenger RNA of Botrytis deweyae, 855 nucleotides long. RefSeq lists its product as uncharacterized. The record is from RefSeq and is a predicted model, not a curated record. Bases 1 to 855 code for a protein of 284 amino acids. NCBI's taxonomy places the organism in Eukaryota, Fungi, Ascomycota, Leotiomycetes, Helotiales, Sclerotiniaceae. The transcript has 5 exons.
AUGGGUGAGAACACAGUUCAGGAGGAUUAUAUGUUUAGUCGUGGAUUUCGAGAUUCGGCACGACUUCAUAUUCAACAUCUGCUGUGGAACAUACGCUUGGGAUGGCUACUUCAUCCGUCAAUUCUCGUGCCGACAGCUCCCCAAAGAGAGGAUAUGUUCUCCAUUGCCGAUGUAGGAAUUGGCAGUGCAGAUUGGCUGCUAGAAUUAUCACAGAAAGUCUCUCCCAAUGUCCAACUUCAUGGUUUCGACAUAUCCAGCGAGCUUUUUCCAGCAAAAGAAUAUCUUCCCUCGAACAUGAAGCUUGAGACUCUCGAUGCUUUCGGAACAUUGCCAGAACACCUCAAGGGAAAAUUUGAUGUUGUUCAUAUUAGGGCUUUUACAAUUGUUGUAAAAGGGGGUCAUCCUGGAGUGUUGCUGGACAAUCUUAUUGCUAUGCUGAAGCCGGGAGGAUAUCUUCAAUGGGAUGAGAUGGAUUCUGCAUCUUUCAGUGCCAAUUCCCCAAAUGAAUUCACGCCCAAAGUGAAUAUGGAACUAGUUAUAGACAGGUUUCAAGACAUGUGCAAGAAGAGUGAUCUAGAUUUUGGGUGGAUCUCCAAUUUGGCAGAGAUAUGUAACCAACAAGGUCUGAAAGUCGUCGACAAUUUCCGCCUUCCUUGUAAUGACGUGUUGAGACAAAUGACAACGGACAAUUAUUUGAUGGGCCUUGAAGAUCUGGGAUAUGUCGUUUCGGAGAGAGCACUUGGGGAAAGAACAGCUUAUAGACUGGCGUUCAACAAAGCGGUACUGGAGACGAGAAAAGGGGUUAGCAUUUCUAUGGAUAUGGUUGUUGUUGUGUGUCAAUUGGAGAAGAAGUGA